Cooperia oncophora is the source of this 2052-nucleotide messenger RNA. The record is from the annotation of a GenBank genome assembly. NCBI's taxonomy places the organism in Eukaryota, Metazoa, Nematoda, Chromadorea, Rhabditida, Trichostrongylidae.
AUGAGAGCCAAGCCUGGCAACAUCGAAUCGACUGAUCGUGGUUCAAUUUCAGAGAUGUCUGAGAUUAGCGGAGCAGCUAACCAGUCUGUGGAAAUCACGGAAAGCAACAUGGAUGUGACGUUUGUGGAAAACCACUCCGGAACACAGAUUGAGAGCCAAGUAGACGAACUCACGGCGAGGCUGGCAACGUCCUUGAAUCAAAGCCGACAGCCCGUGUGCCAAGGAACGAACGUUGGGACAGCGAGGCGCCAGAGGUCAAUCUCCAGCGGACGAUCGAGUCCAUCCUGUCGGCAGUCUUCCAACGCAUCGACAGUCGGUGAGUCGAGUUCUGUCUUUCAAAACUCGCACAACUCUGAGGCUAGUCAUAUCUCCCAUGCCAUGAACGGGAUGUUCAGUGUAUUUAAAGAGGUUUUCAAGGCCCAAAGCAUAGCAGAAGUCCCCAAAUAUGAUGGGAAGGGUUCCCUCAGUGACUUUUUGCGAGCACUGGAAAUGAAGUAUCCCAUGACAGUUUGGUCGGACAGAGAUAGGCGUGAUGUGUUGGUAAACCAUCUGAUUGGAUCGGCGCGAUCAGUGUAUAAAGGGCUUCCAGAAAGCGUUAAAAAGGGUGAUUUUGCCGGAAUAGCUGGCGAGGGCGGGCGCUUAGAUUUAGCGCGUAACCCUUGCGAGAAGCUCAAAGUGAUUGAUGAAUGGGAUAGGCUUAGGAUGAGAAGCCAUGAAUCGGUAGGGGAUUUCUGCUGUCGCAUGGAGGAUAUCUCCGCAGAUUCGAUCCGAAGAAUGGUUGAAAGGUUACUGAUGGGAUUUCCAUUUAGCCUCAAAAUUAUACUCAUGCCUACAACAUUGGAAGGAUUCUUACCACAUGCCCAAGAUGGGGAGGCAUAUGAUGCUGUUAAAAGGGUUGCACUGAGACUUGAAAAGACUCAAAUAGCGCGACCCCCAAAGGAUGAACAGAAGUUCAAACCCUUCAAAAAGAGAAUGUUCGCUGAGAAAGCGGCAACCUCCGGCAAUGAAGAUCGGGUUUUGCAGAAAUGCUUUAACUGUGGCGGAACUGGUCACUUUAGCACCUCUUGCCCUAAUAAAUCGACACCAAAGGGUCACCCUCCAGGCGGAAAAGGCCCGGGUCUAAAUAAGAACUCUAAGGAGGAACGUGCCCCCAGGAAAUCAUUAUCCACUUUCGUAGAGGAUUGGUGUGGGAUGGUUCGCAGCCAAAAAUUGGCGGUAGGAUCGGGCACCGUAGUGGUUGGGAAACCCCGGGGCCGCAACGCUAUACGACGCAAAAAUCUUCGGAAUCGAAUGAUCUCCAUAUUACCAGCUGGUCUCCUCAAACAAGCUAAAAGCAGGGGCUUUGACAUAGACAGCGAAGUAGAGCUGGUAAGCAACGGUUGCGAACAUAAGGUGUUCGACGCGUCAGGCAACCAAAUGGAGUUCCUUGCAAUAGUGAACGCGGAAAUAAGCGUAGAGGGGGCUGAUAAAGUUCGAGUAGCCAUGCAUGUCCAGAAAAGCAAGGAUAGCACCCUGCUCUUAGGAACGAACGUUCUAAAUGCUUUAGGGAUCCAACUCAGAUUUGAGUGCGACAGAGACCCGUCGCGCAGCGCGACUAGUAUGCCGGAACAUGCAAAGGCUUCUAGAAGGGUUGUCAUACCCACCGCGGAGCAGUGGCAAACAUUGAACUUGAGAGCUCUAGAGAGUCUGGUCAAAGGAUUUUUUGGUCCAGGGACCCUCGGAGAGGGGAAUACGGCCAUUUCGGUAGCGAAUCGUAACUCUCAGACAUGGGUAAUCAAUAAGGGUGAGCCCCUUGGAGAAUGGUCGGAUGAUGGUUCCAUUAUCCCGCCUAAGUCAUGUCAAGACGUGUCAGGUGGUAUGCUUGACAUGGAAAGACAUGUAGCUCUUCCAGAAUCAAAACGGAUGAAAGUUUUAAUCGAUAUAAUGCAGCAGAAUCAUAGCACAGGAAAACUGUCAGAUGAACUUGUUAGCGUCCUAGAAAAGUUUGGUGAAACUUUUGCAGUGACUGAUGGUGAGCUUGAGCAUACUAGUCUGAUAGAACAUGAUAUCGAU